ACAGCCGUAAUUUGAACGCCCGCCCCACUAUAUACCAUGCCACCUCACCCCUAAUCCUCAACUAAUCGGUUUUUCCACUUCUUUAACUCCAAAUAAACCAACGGAAAUUGAAAAACAAAAGCCACUUCUUCGCCAGUCCUCCGCCUCCCCUCCUCUGCUCCUCCAGCGAAGCGCACGCACGGCGCGCAGGCUGAGCAAGGCAACCGAAGCGAGCGAGGUCCUUUGCUUCUACCCGCGGCAACGCCCCAGGCGCGCGCGACGCGUCGAGCUCCGGAGGCCGAGGGCGAGCACCAGUGCGGGAGUGGAGGAGAGGAGGUCUCCGCUGGACGACUGCACCCCCACCCACUCGGGGUCAGGGUCCAAAGCCGGAUCUGCCUUGGGGCUCGCGCCCGCGGCUGGUGGAACGGACUGCUGGCUGACGAGGGCUCCGAUAAUCGACGGCGGCGGUGGAAUGCCGGUGGAACACCUGUUUUUCAUUUUUGAUGAGGCCAUGAUAUAUGUUCCAUCUGUUCUGGAUGGAAUUUGACUGCAUUCUACUGUCUCUAAAAGAAGGGUACCAGGCUUAAGAAACCAGAAAAAAUGCCACCGUCACCCUCACCGAGGACAUCAAGGUCUCCUGCACAGGAGACUUAUCAAAAGAGGACAAACAGUUUCAGAAAUGUGCUUCCUGCAAAAUCAAAGGAUGAUGAACUCGCUUUGUUCUCUGAUAUGCAGAAAGUUGAGACGGACAACUUCUUACUGGAACCGUCAGUGGAUUUUGAUGAUUCAAUGAAAAAAUUGAGAUAUUUCCCGGAAGUAAAACUUGGUGUCAACAUUCCUGCCCAUGGAGAAAGCCAUGAAUUGCUUAACACAGACGGCGAUAAAAAUGAUUAUGAGUGGUUAUUAACUCCUCCUGAAACUCCACUUUUUCGAUCUUUGGAUGACGAAGAAAACCAAUCCAUCACUCAGGUUUCUAGGGGCAGAGCUCAGAGCAAGCCUAUACAAAUUUCAAGAUCAUCCAUGGUAGAUAAUAAUCAAAGAGCUAGUAGAAGCAGUGCAAGCUCAAGUAGGCUUAGCCCAUCGCCAUGCUCUAUGGGAAGGACAAGAUCAUCUAGUUCAGCUUCUCGCUCUAGUCCACCACUUGCUGAAACACAAACACCAUCACGAAGAUUGUCAACCCCUCCGAUUGCUAAGACAUUAACACCUCCUCGAAGGUCUCCAAGUCCUGUCUCAAGAAGGAUGAGUACUGGUUCAAGUGGCCCAACUUUGAAUGGAACAAGAGGAGCUUCACCAGUGAAAUCUAAUCACAGGUCUUCUUCACCAAAGCUGCAUGGAUGGCAAUCAAAUGUUCCUGGUUUCUCUUUCGAUGCGCCUUUGAACCUUCGCACAUCUCUAACUGAUCGUCCAGUAUGCCGGUCAAGGGGUGGAUCGCCUUCAUCUUUUAGUGGACUAGAAAAGGGUUCAAGAGGUAGAAGACUGUCAAUGUCUCCCACUCCACCUAGAAGAGCCAGUUCAUCUCACAGCAUUGAACGGGACCGAAUGAGCUCUUAUAGCAAAGCUUCUGCAACAUCAUCUGGUGAGGAUGAUCUGGAGUCUAUGCAGUCUGUACCAAUUAGCUACUCCAGUAGCCCAGUUGUGAAAAAGAGCUUGGUUGUGAUGAAAACCAGAACCAUUGCAUCAUCAAAGAAUCUGUCCAAAAAAUUGACACCUAGUUCUGUCCCAAAGCGGUCAUUUGACUCUGCACUUUGGUUAAUGGAUCAUCGCAAAGCUCCACAAGAUAGGUUUCGGCCACUUCUAUCAGGUGCCCCUGCCAACACAUUUGGUGCUGGGAAUGGAAAUGAUGUGCACAAACCUAUGUUCUCACACAAUUCUUCUUUGACAACUAGCAGCACUGCAAGCUCUUACCAUGGUGCCACUUUUGGCUCUUAUAUGCAUGGCAGCCAAGAACAACAUGAUUUUGCUGGUGAAUGGGAAGCAGAUGAUAUUUCUCAGGGUCAUGAGGAUAUAUUUAUGUUUGAUAAAUUGGAUGAGCUAAAUGAAGACAUUCAUUACAAGAGCAUGGAAUCUACGGAUAAUUCACUGGUAAUAGUAAAACAUCUAGUAAGUGGCAGACAGGACUUGGAAGGAAGCAGAAGACCUAAUCAGUCCUUAUGCCAUUCUACUGAUAUUUCUCAUGUUAGCUUUAAGGCUACUUGCUCUAGAUGUGGGAAGUUUUUCGAUGCGAUGGAUGUUGAUGAAGAGGGUGUCUAUUGUGAUGCAUGUGCUACAAAGGAUGGGAAUAUCCUCACCAGUCCUAUUGUACAAACUAUAGGAGAAGAAAACCAACAAUAUGGUAAAACUGCAAAUUUGAAACCUUGCAUCGCAUCUGAUUCUCCUGUACCCACAGAUUGUGAAAUCUAUAGCAAAGAAGUAUCUCUUGAUCAUCAACUAGUGAACAAUGAAUCUUACGCUGAUUGCCUGGACCAGGCCCCUCCAAUUCACUCAAUGGGGCACACACCUCAGGAAAUGCUACUGGGGCAGGAGGAAAACAUUGACGCUGAGCAUAGAAAUAAACAUGUUGGGGAUUCGUUAGGAAAUACAAACGAUAAUUCCUUUCAUCGAUCUAGUGUGGAUGAAUGUGAACAAACAGAACCAACAUCUGUAGGGCAGGACCUUUUUAUCAUAGACCAAAUGAAUAACCAUAAUCGUGGACUAUCCCAAUGUAAUGAAAAUGUCUCUGAAUCUGUGACCUGUGACAAUUCUCAUCAACUGGGAUCAACUACAUAUCAGAACCCUAAGCUUGAAACUACCGAGGAUACUGGGAUAUCAGUAUUGUUAGUCCCUAAGCCCAACAGUAAUAAAUGGCCAAAUAUGCUCUGUUCAGAACCCUAUUAUGCAAGAGAUGGUGUCAGUAUGAUGAAGCGUAGCUUUGGACUGGGCAGCUCUUCAGCUGCUUCUUCCAGUGAUCUUGGGUCUUCAAGACAGUCAAUCAUAUGUUUUGAGCGCCUUAGGAGUGGUAAGAAGGGUGACUUUGAGAAGUCCCAGAUAAGCAGUACUAUUAGUUGUCAAAGCAUUGCUUCUGUGUCAGAUAUGUCAAUUUGUAGCUCUUCAGCUUCACUUUGCCCUCAGAGUGAUGCAGUAGGAGAUUCCUGUUUCCCAAUUGACACUUUGGAAAGCGGCACUUCAGGAACUCUGAUCUCUUCUCAAGAAAAUGAUGAUGCUUUUUGUAAGGAUACUUUGCCAAGUGCUAUGGAAUGUCCGUCUUCUUCACAGUUUAUUGCUGAUGAUGACAGUCCCGGUGACAUGAAAAUCCAGAGCUACUUAAGUGAGGUAGGAUAUACAACAGUUGAGAACCAUAGUGCUUGCAGAAUGACUGACAUGGAUUGUACCAGUACAAAUAUGUAUUCUUUAGAUACUGAAAUGCCAAGUGAUACCCUAGAAUCAUCAGGCCCAGUGGAAAGUAGCAUGCCUGAAACUGAAGAGGAUGCUUACACUAUCAGUCAGUGUAAUAAAGGUAGUGCUCCAGAACAUUCAAGUGAUGAGAAUAACUUUGAUAAUAUUCAAAUGCAGUCUGAAAUAGUUCAGGGUUCAGCGGAGGAAAACAGAUUGGAUGAUUGUUGCAUGUCUGCUAUCUCGGAGGAGGACGUAUUGAUUUCUGGACAAGAAGAUGACAUAAGGAAUCUUCCCAAUGAUGAAGAAUUAUGUGCGGAGGUAGAAGGACCAAGGAAACAAAUCCAGAGAUGUUUUACAUUGGAAGAAGCUGCUGAUACAAUUCUCUUCUGUAGUUCCAUUGUCCACGACCUUGCAUACAAGGCUGCGACUAUUGCGUUGGAAAACAAGAAGGAACCAAAGUUUGUGGACUCUAUUCGUCCAACUGUUGCAAUUGUUAGAGGAUCUUUUGCUAAGGAAGAGAGUUUACCAAAGCUGCCUCACAGACGAACCCCAAACCGUAAGGUCAAAAGGAAAAGAUUGGAAGGCGAAACAACUACAACGGAAACUACAGAGAAAGACGUUGUCGCGAAUGACUCCCCCCCUGUAUGUUCUGCAUCGGGUAUUACAAGGAAUUCCGAUAAUAUGAAGCCGCCAAAGCUGGAGUCCAAGUGCAACUGUAUAAUUAUGUAACUCGGUCACAUCCAAGAUUGAAAUUCCUACAUGCUUGGUUAACCCCGUCAUCAGCAGCGAUGGAGUUCAGCACAAUGGAUCUUCCGCUAGAUUAUUUUGCAAAGGUGCAUUUGCUGUGUUUUAGGUGACAGAAUGCACUGCCAGCUGCUAUUCUUUUGUAAAGUCUUUUCUUCUCUUUUCUGCUUGUAAUGAGGUCCUUGCGGUUUGUCCAAAGUUGUGCUGAUAGCCUAUUUACUUGCAACGCACGUGGCUGCUUGUGAAAGUGAUGGUCGUACUCGUAUA
Messenger RNA from Zea mays, 4362 nucleotides. RefSeq lists its product as uncharacterized. The record is from RefSeq and is a predicted model, not a curated record. Lineage: Eukaryota; Viridiplantae; Streptophyta; Magnoliopsida; Poales; Poaceae. The transcript has 7 exons. Gene Ontology annotation, biological process: cortical microtubule organization. Gene Ontology annotation, cellular component: cortical microtubule. Bases 580 to 4080 code for a protein of 1166 amino acids.